AUGGCCUCAUUCCUCCCGCGAGUCGCUCCUAGAGCUCUACACACCUCCCUCCGCGUCAUUGCUCGUCCCAAUAUCCGCCUACAGCGACCAUCCGCGCCCCUCCUCCGCCGCUUCCUAGCUACGCCUUCAGAUCUUGGAGAGCAGCCACGGUUACGGAUCGGAUCCACUGCUCCGAAUUUCAAGGCGACAACAACGGCGGGAGACAUCGACUUCCACGAAUUCAUCGGCGACAACUGGGCGAUCCUCUUCUCGCACCCUGCGGACUACACACCAGUAUGCACAACGGAGCUGGGCGCCUUUUCGAAGAUGAACGCGGAGUUUGACAAGCGUGGUGUGAAGAUGAUUGGGCUUAGCGCCGACCCCCUCAACUCGCACAAAACCUGGAUAAACGACAUCAACGAAGUCUGCAGCACGCGCGUCUCCUUCCCCCUGAUCGCGGACCCCGACCGGCGCAUCUCCUACCCCUACGACAUGAUUUCGCAAUCCGACAUCGAGCGGACCGCCAAAGACGGCUCGCUACCCUUCACAAUCCGCAGCGUCUUCAUCAUUGACCCGGCCAAGAAGAUCCGGCUGACAAUGCUGUAUCCCGCGGCCGUAGGGCGCAACACGAGCGAGGUGCUAAGGGUCGUGGAUGCGCUCCAGACGGGGGAUAAGAAGGGCGUGGUUACGCCGAUUGAUUGGCAGAGGGGGGAUGAUGUUAUUGUGCCGCCGAGCGUGAGCACGGAGGAUGCGAAGAAGAAAUUUGGGGAGGUGAGGGAGGUGAAGAGAUAUUUGAGAUUUACUAAUGUUGGGGAGUGA
Messenger RNA from Coniosporium apollinis CBS 100218, 798 nucleotides. Its product is annotated as peroxiredoxin (alkyl hydroperoxide reductase subunit C). Gene Ontology annotation, biological process: cellular oxidant detoxification; cellular response to oxidative stress; cell redox homeostasis. The transcript has 3 exons. The record is from RefSeq and is a predicted model, not a curated record. Gene Ontology annotation, cellular component: mitochondrion; cytosol. Gene Ontology annotation, molecular function: thioredoxin peroxidase activity. NCBI's taxonomy places the organism in Eukaryota, Fungi, Ascomycota, Dothideomycetes. The coding region runs from base 1 to 798 and encodes 265 amino acids.